GCGACAUUUCAUUUCUUCGAGGAAGGAGCCAAUAUGGCUACCCAUCACAAAGAUUUAGUUUGACUGGAGACAUGGACUCAGUUCAUCCGUUUUUGGAGUUUAUUUUUCCAACUAAUCUGUGUUAAUAGUUCGUGGCUGUUAAACUAUGGCAUCUCAGGAAAAGAUCAAACUUUUAUUUGAAGAUCUAGGAAAACCGACUUUACGAGGUGUUCGUAAGUGUCCUAAAUGUGGUACCUAUAAUGGCACAAGGGGGAUUAGCUGCAAGAACAAGGCUUGUGAUGUUGUGUUCAAGGAGAAGGAAAGGAAGCGUGGCCACAGCGCUGAUGCAGUCAAAAUCAUCACUGGUUCUACAGUGCAGGUUUUCUCAGUGCGACUUCGUGAUCGAGGACCUGACUAUAGAGGGUUUGUACAACUACCACUAGUUCAAGAUCUGGAUGGGAAUCCAGCCACAAUGGUAGACCCCUCAGUGCUCGCUACAGCUGCAAGGUGCUAUGUGGACACGUGUAGUCGGAAUACAAACCAGAUUAAUAUCCAACAAGAUCAACCUUGUGCUCACAUCAAGGCUGCCAUAGAAUGCACAGCAGAAGCUCAGCCCCUCACCCUAAAGAACUCUGUACUCAAUUCCCUUCAAGUCUCAAAUGAAACAAAGCAGGCGAUCUGGCUUCUGGCUACAGAGACAACAGGUCCCCUUGUACAGAGAGUCACGAAGAAUAUCAUGGUAGUCAAGUGCAAACCUAACCCGAAACAACCACUAGGCUUCCUUCAUUUUGCUUUCUUUGAGACCUCAAGAAACAGAAACGCACCAGACUACAAGUUUCAAUGUAGCUGUAAGAUAUUUAAGAAUUUCAAACCGGGUGCACCAAAGGAUGACACGAUGAAGCGGUGUGUCCACUUUUAUGCCUGUAUCUGUGCAUUUGCUAGUGAUGAUAAACUGGCAGAAGAAUUUGAGCAUUAUGUCAACUUGGACAACGCCUUAUCCACGAUAACGCCGAGUGUCAGCGUGACUGAGCGGCAGGUGCUCACAAUCUAUCAGACAGCUGACGGCUCCACGCUGACUACUACUGACCCCAGCACACUGGAGGUCAUCGUCACAGAGGAAGAUAUUCUUGGUCCGACAUCCGCCAAGAAGAAGAAGAAAGAUGACACUCUGGCUCAAGCCAGCAGUGCACUGCUCACACUACAGGAGGGGACGCCUGCACCAAAGAAAGCCAGUCCUGUCAAACAGCAGACCCAGCAAACUGUCAAGACUAUUGUCACCACUCCCAAGAAACCAGUCCAGACCCCAUUCCUGGAUGAGACUCAGACAAUCAUCACCUGGCACCAGUGGCUGGCCAGUGUCACGGAGAGGAUCAACCAGACCAUGCACUACCAGUUCGAUGGUAACCCGGAACCCCUUGUGUUCCAUGCACCUCAAGUGUUCUUCGACUGUCUCCAACAAAGAAUCUCAGCUGGAAGUCGCAAGAAACGUUUGCCCAACUACACGACCGGCUUUGUAAGGAAGGACGCCCUCCCACUGGGCACCUUCACCAAGUACACCUGGCAUAUCACAAAUAUACUCCAUGUCAAGCAGAUAUUUGACACUCCAGAAAUGCCUCUAGAGAUUACGAGGAACUUUGUAGAGAACAGGGAUGGGACGUUUGAUCUGUACGAGAUACCCAAAGUGCAGGUGGAAAACAUUGAUGAUUCUUUCAAGGGGAAAACACAGACACCUAUCAGGCCAUUUGAACUGAAAACCUUUCUCAAAGUUGGUAAUAUCAGUGGGGAGAACAAAGACCCCACUCCUUUCAUAAUCGAAUGGAUACCAGACAUUUUACCACGGUCUCGGAUUGGUGAGCUCAGGAUCAAAUUUGAAUACGGUCACCAACGAAAUGGACAAAUUGAGCACAGAAUCUCAGCGCCUAGUUCUGAUAUCCCCAUACAGACAAUACAGUUUCAGGAGGUGUGUCAAACAUAACACAUGACUCUGGUGGCCAUUACCUAGUCGCAUCAUUACGAGGAACGACAUUCCCACCAAGCCAGUGGUGGGAAAAAUGUCCAGAUGAGUUACCUCCCUUUGUCCAACCUUGCAGACAAUCAGUGUCCACAUCAGAACAAAAUGGCAUAUCUACAUUGAAGAUACAUAACCGAACAGUAUUGCUGGCUGUUGGCAUGUUAGUGUGUUCGACUUUGUGAAUGUCUGCGAAUGAGUCCAGCUUGUAGUUAUGGUAGCUCAGUGUUGCCAUGGAUAUCAUGGAGUCAGCAUCAAGCACUGGUCAAGUGUUGCAUGGAUGCUGUGUGUUGCCAUUUCUGGACAAAAACAUGUCUCCCACAGAACUGAUUCCUGCAGAAGGAACACUCAGAUUAUCUGUAUAUAGUGUGUUGACAUGGCAUCAAAUUGACAUGUGUAAAUAGACAGUAACCAUGGUAACAGUGACAUUGGGCAUUGAUGUAGUGUGACAACCAUAUGUUGAAUGUUGGAUCAGGCUGAAAAGUACAUGCUGGUUAAGUAAUUAAUUUCUCUGAAAAGAACAUGAGAUCUAAUCUUUAUGUUUUUGAACCAAAGUGACUAAGAUUGUCUAUAUGGUCUCGUUACAACCAGCCAGUGAAACUACUAUCAGUGCAUUUAGCAGCAGUGAGGCAAGCCUAGCAUCACCUCCCCCUAGUGAUUCCUGUGUGUGGUGUCUAGCUUGGUCUGUGAAGAAAACAGUCAACUAUUUGGAUGACAGAUCCCGACAACGGUACAACAUGUGAAGCCUGCUCUGUCCCAUGUAGAAGCACUAGCUCAUCAAAUGACAGAAUUCCCCAGAAAUCUCUAUAUAUUUGUUAUGUUUUUGUUAGGCUUCUUUCCUUAUGAGUUACAGUGUAUGAGAAGGAAAAAUAUUUAUAUUUAUUUACAUUAAAACCUGGAGAGUAUGUUUCCUGCAUUAAAACCAUUGGAAUAACAGUUUGAACAUGUUCGAGGUGAUUCGACGAUAAAGCAGUUGCAUGAGCUGGCUGAAUGAUGUUGUGUUGAAUGAUGUUGUCUUGAAGGAGAACUCUCUGACUCAUGCAAGUUGUCUUCACCAAUUGGUUGUUGACAUUCACAAACUGAGUCACCGUAGGCUUUCUUACCAUACACAGUUGACGCACCAGCGGUAGAAACUAACAGUUUUAGUCAACUGGUCCUUUUGAUGAUAUCAUAUAGCAAAACCCUUAAUAUUGGCAAAUUUCUACUUGUCCAUAUGAUACCUUAACUUUUGGGCAGUUUGGCAAGGACUAUAUAACUAAUGCCAAUUUCUAAUGCUGCACCAUAAAAUACUGUUCAAAGUCCACAAAAGCUCAUUCACUAACCAGAUCAAGUUAUUGUUGAUGCCUUGUUAGACAUUUCUACAUAUGUACAUUAGAUGCUGAAAAGUUGACUAGAUGCUGCCAUAGUAACCAUGGUGACUGAGAUCUUCCUAAAACUGUAGACUUGACCACUGGAAUGUGGAAACAUAAGAGAAUCUUAUCAUUUUUGAUCACAGGAUGAUCUGUAGUUGUUGUCUCAAGGCUAAAACCAUUAGUGUUUACUCAACACUACUUCUAUUACCUAAAUUCUCGUCACUUUGGUUAAACUAUGUGGUUCUGAUUGCCAGAACGUUUUUGUGCCAAACUGAUUUUGUUUGCAAUUCCCAUAAAAUGCAAAGGCGACUAUGCUUGUCUUAAGAGGCGACUAACAGGAUCGGGUGGUCAGGUGCGCUGACUUGGUUGAUGCAUGUCAUCGAUGCCAAUUGCGUGGAUCAAUGCUCAUGAUAUUAAUCACUGGAUUGUCUGGUCCAGAGUCGAUUAUUUACAGACAAACGUGAUAUAGCAGGAAUAUUGCUGAGUGUGGCGUUAUACAACAAACCAACCAACCAACCCAUAAAAUGCUUGAAAGAGUUUGGUGUUUUCUUGUAAUUACUUUAUAUACUGGUAUGUGGUAAUUAUAUUUACCUACAAAUCAGCUAUAAACUGGGUAUAAUUGAUCAGUGUAGUCGGAACCACAUCGCUUCUACAUACUAGGUCCCUGUAAACAAUCUUUAUUUUACUAUCGAUAUUUACUGUAUAUGACACCUCUCAGCUUGAAGAUCUAAAAAUAACUGUCGUAGGAGGUUGUAUUGGGUGGAUUUUCUUAUCAGCCAAUCAGCAUUGAAGUGUCCUCAAAGUUUUGGUACAAACGAGCAAAAUGUUGUGCGCAAUGCAUCUGAUUUCUAUAUCUCGAAAAGACUACAAAAUUGGGAAGUUCUGAAUGGAAACUAAUAAAAGCUGUGCUGUAUAUUGUUGUGGAUAUACUAUGCACCCUGUCAUUUCUGAUUGCCAUGGCACCUACUCCCAAAAGGGUCUACUAUUGACUCGCAAAGUGAGGGAACAUUUGUCUUCUGUGUUGGUGUUUCAUUUGUAAAGAUGAUAUUUUCCGAUUCGAGGUGAAGUGAGGAAUUGGACCUAAUCAUUUUGAAAGCUGAUUGGCUGAAGUACUAUUUCUCAUUCAUUUAGAUAGGGUGGUCAGGGUUCACUGACAUAAUCCUAUGGAGGGUUUGCCAGAUCUUCAUGCACUGAAGUAUCAUAUCCGAUUAAUGGUUUGGUGCCACUUUGAAGCGCUGAAAGGUAGCCUAUGUCUCAAAUACUCACUUGCUGUAAUGUCAGCCUGUACUCUGUCCAGGAGUCUCACUGUAAUGUCGACCUGUACACUGUCCAUGAGUCUCGCUGUAAUGCUGGCCUGUACUCAGUCUCGCUCUAAUGUCAGCCUGUACUCUGUCCAGGAGUCUCACUGUAUCAUAUCCGAUUAACGGUUUGGUGUCACUUUGAAACGUCCAUGAGUUUGGUGUCCAUGAGUCUUGCUGUAACGUCGGCCUUUCUCUGCCCAGAAGUCUCGCUGUAAUGUCAGCCUGUACUCUGUCCGGGAGUCUCGCUGUAAUGUCUGCCUUUCUCAGCCCAGACAUCUCUCUGUAAUGUCGGCCUGUACUCUGUUCACGAGUCUCGCUGUAAUGUCGGCCUGAAACCUGUACAUCAAAAACAGUAAGCCCCAGCGGUCAAUGUUAAUCCUGUGUUGUACACAAAAUGGUUUAUGUUUUAUUGUAUGUUUGGCCCAUGGUUUUGUAAGUUAUUUUGCAUGUUACUUAACUUAUUUGUAAGUUUGUCCAAUGACUGAAGGAGAUGCAUGUCACUGCCACAUCAACUUCUACCGAUUCCCUGGGCUUGACUGAUGCACAUCAAAUUGAUGGAUAGGUUGCAGUCAAGCCUUGCAUCUGUAUCAACCUUUGCAGGCAGGAUGAUCAAGAAUGGGUAGUCGGACUUAUUCUUCAUUAUCAAAAUUCUCUAUAUUACAAUCUGCUAUAGUUGGGGUUCAUUCAGGAAAAGUACAUGUACUUGAAUUAAGUAAGAUAUUCGAAAAUGGUCUCAGUGUGUAAAAGUAUAUAAGUUGGACACAAUACUACUUGAAAAAAUAAUAUGUUUCCUUUCAAGGUAUUGAAAAUAAAGUAGAGGAUUAUGUUCCACAGGGUUUCUAUCAAACAUUUUCAAACAUAACCGUCUGAUAAAAAUUGCUUUUUUUUAUCAUAGUAAAACGCCAACCAUGGUAUCAAGUUGCAAUUUUUGGUAAAUUAAGUAUCUUAAAGUAAAUAUUGAUACGUAAACGAAUAGGUAGAUCAUUCCCAAUGUCAUCAUAAGUAUCUUUUCUGGGAUAAAACAGUACCUUGAUAACCAUGUAGGCCACAUAUCAGCUGGGGACUGUAUACUUAUGUUCUCUUUGACAUGGAGCUCAGUAAUGUAUACAUAGCUUCUCUCUGUGAUGUAGAGCUGGGUACUGCAUACUUAUGUUCUCUUUGACAUGGAGCUCAGUAAUGUAUACAUAGCUUCUCUCUGUGAUGUAGAGCUGGGUACUGCAUACUUAUGUUCACUUUGACAUGGAGCUUAGUAAUGUAUACAUAGUUUCUCUGUGUGACAUGGAGCUGGGUACUGCUGUAUACAUAUUCUCUCCUGGAGCAAUAGCUGUCUGAAUAUACACAAAGUAAUAAAGCUGUGGCCGUGAUUGCCUCUUGAUGUUAACCAUUGUAAA
Molecule: messenger RNA, 6031 nt
Organism: Haliotis rufescens (red abalone)
Lineage: Eukaryota; Metazoa; Mollusca; Gastropoda; Lepetellida; Haliotidae
Exons: 9
Coding region: 146-1954 (602 amino acids)
Cellular component (GO): nucleus
Molecular function (GO): zinc ion binding
Source: RefSeq, a predicted model, not a curated record